AUGCUGGGAUUUUUUGGUCCCUUCUAUGAGCAACUUGUCGGAAUGCUGCGGAAGCAGCAAGGGCAGCUCGCCUUCGACACAAUCGACCGAGUCAACGCCUGGUUUACUCCAUUUGUUUUGAUCGCCAUGACAUUGGCCAUCUCCUGCAAGCAGUACUUCGGACAGCCUAUCAAAUGUUGGACACCUCGAGAGUUUUCCGGCAGUUGGGAUGGCUACGUGCAUGAUUUCUGCUUCAUUGAGAACACCUACUUUGUGCCAAAUGGAACUGAAGUCACGGAUCAAGCUCGAGGAGACCGUCACAUCAACUACUAUCGAUGGGUGCCACUCGUGCUUCUUCUCCAAGCCGCCAUGUUCGUUAUCCCAUACAACAUCUGGAAUAUGCUCCAUAAGAGAACUUCUAUCAACUUGAAGGGAUCGCUCAGAUUCUUCGAAGGAGCCAUGAAGAAAUCCGAGCCAGCGAAGGCAGUGGACGCAUUUGCCGGUGAAAUCUGGAACAAGAUAUGCGAAAUCCGCGAGUCCAGAAACAAGUUCCAAGGAUGCCAAGCUACUAUCAACUUCUUCCUGCUGAAGCUAGGAUUCGUCAUCAACUGCGUACUCCAAAUGGUUCUUCUGAAGCACUUCCUUGACGUCGACGACUACUUCUGGGGAUUCUUCCAUCUGUGGAAUGUUGAAUUCAAGGGAACCGCUGAGAAGGAAGAUAGCAUUUUCCCUCGGGUAGUGCUCUGUGACUUCAAAGUUCGUAAUCUUGGACAACAACACCAACACACAGUUUCCUGCAUCAUGAUUCUGAACAUGAUCAUCGAGAAACUCUACAUAUGCUUCUACUUCUGGCUCAUAUUCGUGUUCAUUCUCACCACCGCCGGAAUGCUCCAUUUUGCCUUCCAAAUGCUGUUCAGAAGACACAGUCUUGUUCCAACCAAUUUGAACAACAAGCCAGCUAUGAACCCAACUCGCUCUCAUCGCUUCAUCCGCAAGUACCUCAACUUUGAUGGGAUCCUCCUCCUCACUUAUGUCGAUGCUCAAUUCGGCGCUUUCCGCACAUCUCAAGUCAUUGAUGGACUCAUCGACCGUUUUGUUGCUGAGCAACAGCCGGAUUCAUCGACCGUCACAUCCCUUCACGAGGAGAACCCAGAGAGAUACGUCGCCUUCAACACUGACACUAUUCCAAUGGACCGAUUGAACCGCAAAGUUCACAGUCUCAUUGAGGAAGUUGAUGGUCCUUCGGCUCCACCUGCAUCCGAGGAGAAGAAGGAAAUGUAA
This is a messenger RNA of Caenorhabditis remanei, 1260 nucleotides long. RefSeq lists its product as uncharacterized. The record is from RefSeq and is a predicted model, not a curated record. Gene Ontology annotation, molecular function: gap junction channel activity. The transcript is spliced from 4 exons. Bases 1 to 1260 code for a protein of 419 amino acids. Gene Ontology annotation, cellular component: plasma membrane; gap junction. NCBI's taxonomy places the organism in Eukaryota, Metazoa, Nematoda, Chromadorea, Rhabditida, Rhabditidae.